This is a messenger RNA of Gasterosteus aculeatus aculeatus (three-spined stickleback), 4594 nucleotides long. The record is from RefSeq and is a predicted model, not a curated record. NCBI's taxonomy places the organism in Eukaryota, Metazoa, Chordata, Actinopteri, Perciformes, Gasterosteidae.
CGCUUGCUUUCGCACGCGCGCUCGCUCAUUCAGUCGGUCGGGCAGACAAAGAGGAGCAGCAUCCUGCAGGAGGACCGCACGCUCCCGGGGGAUGGGGCAUCAUACCCCUGCGUCGCGUUGGGGGGGCCGGAGGAGGCACAGGAGAGCCAUUCAGAAGAGCCGGGGGUCAAAGGUGAGACGAGCAGAGGGCACCAUGGAGAGCGAGCCCGGGGCCCACGCUGCCGCCGCCAACAGCGCCGCCGCCGCCACCGUCAACAGCGCCGCCUCCAGCAGCACCACCGCUGCCAGCAGUAGCAGCACCUCCAGCAACGCUGCUGCUGCUGCUACUUCUACCACUUCCAGCGGCAGUAGUAUUACCAACAGUAGCGCCAGCAGCAGCACUACAGCAGGGAGACAGGCCGCGCCACAGAUAUCGGUUUACAGCGGGAUGCCCGAUCGGCAAACCGUGCAGGUGUUCCAGCAGGCGCUGCACAGGCCGAACACGGCGGCGCAGUACCUGCAGCAGAUGUACGCCGCUCAGCAGCAGCACCUGAUGUUGCAAACUCUCCAGCAGCAGCACAGCCUCAGCGCGGCUCAGCUGCAGAGCCUGGCCACCGCGCAGCAGGCCAGUAUCGCGGCGGGCCGACAAAGCUCUUCACAGAACGGCACUUCCUCCCAGCAAACAGCAUCCACUCAGGCGACGAUAAACCUGACAACCUCCCCGGCUGCAGCACAGCUGAUCAGCCGGGCCCAGAGCAUCAGCUCGACCCCCACCAGUAUUUCCCAGCAUGCUGUGCUACUGGGCAGCCCAUCCAGCCCCACGUUCACCGCCAGCCAGGCACAGAUGUACCUGCGCGCACAGAUGGCGCAGCAGAACAACCUCGUGCAGGUGGCUAGAAGUCUGGGCCGGGCUGUUCCUCUGUCCCCGCAGCUCAUCUUCACUCCAACAGCCACAGUGACGGCCGUUCAGUCCGAGAGCUCCACGCAGACCUCCUCACAGAAUCAGGUCCAGAAUCUGGCCAUCCGUGGCCAGCAGGGGGCGACCUCGUCCUCCUCUCAGACUCAGACCCUGCAGGCUCUCAGUCUGAAGCAGAGCCCUGUGCCCAUCCAGCCCGCCUCGCUGACCAAGAACCCCGGCCAAGCGCCGCAGGCCUCCGCGGGAGGGAAGGCCGCCUCCUCCUCCUCCGACGGCUCAUUUGAAGCGGGCAGGAAGGGCGACGGCGCGGCGGUCACAGAAGCCCGAGCCAUAAACAUGAGCCGCAGCGUCACCGGCAUCAGCGCUCAGCCCCUGAUGGCUCCAGCAUACACGCACAUCCAGCCACAUUCCCUGGUGCAGCAGCACAAGCAGCAGCAGCAGCAGUUUGUGGUCCAUCAGAGUCCAGCUUCCCAGAGGGCGGCGGGCCAGCUGCUGCAGACCGCCUCCAUUCAACCAUCGCAGCACCCGGUGCCCGUCCUGCCCAAACCGGCUCCCCACCAGCCCGCCAUGCCCAGCCAGCAGGCCACCAUCUUCCACUCCACCAUCAGCCCGCACGCCCUGCACUCCUCCCUCAACCACGCCAAAGCUCAGCCCGUCCAGCUCACCGCCAUCAACCUUCAGAUCCAUCCCACGCCCUCCCGACAGGUUCAGGACUGCAAAGAUAAGCCGACCUCGCUGGUGGUCCGGGAGACGUGUCCGGCCCCCGCCCCGCAGCCGCAGCCGCCGCCACAGCCGCCGCCGCCGCCGCAGCAGCAGCAGCAGCAGCCUGCACCAUCGCCAUCGCAACCCACCAAACCGGCCGAGCAGCCCAAGCUCCCUCCGGCCGCGCCAGCUGUUCGGCCACAAGCGGGAGGGGCCUCGACCAAGAGGCCGACCGCCACACCUGGGACGCCGCCCCGGGCCAUGACCUCGGGGACCGAGAGCGAGGCGCCCGCCCUGACGGGCAGCACGCCGCAGAACGGGGAGAUCAAGCCGCCGCAGGCCAUCGUCAAGCCCCAGGUCCUCACGCACGUCAUCGAGGGCUUCGUCAUCCAGGAGGGGGCCGAGCCGUUCCCAGUGUGUGUGGAGCGUCUGCCCAUUCUCAUCGACAGCCCCAGGAAGCCGGACCACCAGCUGUCCUCGGACCCCGACAAGACCCCCGCCAGCCACGCGGCCAACAGCGACUCUGAGCCCGAGGACAUGAACCCGCCAGAAAAAGAUCAAGAACCCAAGCUGACGUGUGAAUACUGCGGAUGGGUCGACUUCGCCUUCACGUUCAAAGGCUCUAAAAGAUUCUGCUCCAUGGUUUGUGCCAAGAGGUACAACGUCGGCUGCACGAAGCGCAUCGGCCUCUUCCGCCCGGAGAGGAGCAAACCCACCAACCGCUGGCGCCGACGAUCUCCGGGUCGCUCCAGUGUGGUGGCGAAGAAGCAGAAGCUGUCCCCCUCCCCGCGGCAGGCUCAGGGCGGCUCCGUGUCCUCCCCGCAUCCCUCCCAGCCCAGCCAGGAGGAGUCCAGCCCGUGUUCGGACAUGUCCAGCUACGAGGAGCCGCCGUCCCCCCUGUCGGCUGCCAGCUCGGGACCCCCGCCUCCCGCCCCGGCCCCGGCUCAGGUCCCCGCCCACCGCCAUCCGAGCAGGGCCGCGGACCAGGACGCCUGCGGCGCCCGAGACGCACCGUCGCCCUGUCAGCGCUUCUUACCCAACGACCCCACCAGGUGGAACGUGGAGGAGGUCUCCGAGUUCAUUGCUGUCGCGGCAGGUUGUCAGGAGAUAGCGGACGAGUUCCGCUCUCAGGAGAUCGACGGACAGGCCCUGCUCCUGUUAAAGGAGGACCACCUCAUGAGCACCAUGAACAUUAAACUGGGACCGGCCCUCAAGAUCUUCGCACGCAUCAACUCGCUCAAAGACUCGUAGCAGAAUCGAGCGCAUGUCCUCCCGAGUGUGUGUGUGUGUGUGUGUGUGUGUGUUGAGAGGGAAUGAAGAGCAAAACUAACUUGUGAUUGUUCCCCGUGACCAUUGCGACUGUGUGUGGACACGGACUGACUGCACAAUGACCUCGCCUCCUCCCCGCCGCUGGACUGGGUCCUUUUAACAACGCGAGGGAUGUCGGCUUUGACUUUCGCUGCACUGAUUGCUGUUAUUAAUAUUAUUAUUAUUAUUAUUAGUUGGUCUGUGUUUACAUGCACUCACAGGGACUAAAGUCAGGGGCCACAAAGAGGUUUGUACCAUAUUCCAACAUGUGGAAUAUGCUGACACAUUGUACUAACAUGCAAGCUGCAUCUUUAUAUCUGACCUGAAUAAAGCACAAGGCGCAGUAGCGCUACAUGUAAAUGCAUUAGGGCUGUUAAUAAUGGGGCUCAAAUGACCUAUAUUCGCUUUUUAAAACACGCAUAGGAUCGGCGCAUGAAAAGGUUUUCAGUCAGUCGCCUUGGUUCUGUUCAUACUUAACCUAAAGUUUCACCUAAAAGCUCACGCAGAACACAUCGCAGUCAGACUGCUGUUGGAUGAGGACGUGGCUCACUUAACGUCGUGAUCAGAUCACAGCUGGUAGCGAGCGCCUCCCAUAAUGCACCGGGUGGAGCAGCGAGGGACAUGUGUACUUAUCUCACAUUAUACGAUCUCAUCAUAGCGAGGGCACCACUUCCAUAACAAUGGCGCUUCUUAAUACCAGGUGUGGAUGCCGAGGACCUUUUUGGUCCCCGGUAGCGCAGCGCGGUGGAGAUUUGUUUCUUAAUAGCAGCUGUAAAUGGGAUUCUUGGAUUUGGCCCGUGGGGAAAAGAAAUAAGACGAAGAGAACUGAGAGAACACGUCGCGCCAAAGGGCACACAGUCGUUACCGAGACCACGUGAGCAGGGUGUGAAUUGGUUGUUCCACUAUUAGAGAUGUUAUUUUGUGCAGUUUUGUCUGCGUGAAUGAAAAAGUGUGUGUGUGUGUGGCCGCGAGCAGAAAACCGCAUUCAUUCGUUGUACUCUGUAGGUGCUGCUUUGUCUUCUCUCACAAUAACGCUCGCAGCUCUCCAGCACAAAAGUCAGAUUGCAGAGAAACUGUUUUACAUCGAUUUCCUUUUUCAUGACUAACUGUCAGAUUUUUUGUUUUUUUCCCCCGUAGAUUUAAACGGCCUGAAAGUGAUUUUUUUUUGUACUGGUUUUUCAGAAUUAUCCACUAGAACGCGACAUUGAUUUCCCCGACUCUUGUUUCAUAGGAAGAGUCUGUUAUCUGAGGAACAAUUUGGGUGCGCUGCUCUCCUCCCACAGCCCGACUUUUGGCACUUAUUUUCAGUUUGAUUUGCUUUAUUGUCAUGAGACACUCCACCUCAUGUGAGGGCAGAAUUUGUGCAGCAGUGCAAACAAGUUUAUAUGUACAUAGCAGCUUGAGCGGAAAGACUGAAGCAAUUGCUUUCUUUAAGUUAUGCUCUUUAUUUUUCAACAGAAAUUUAAUGGUGUUCCAUUUUUUGAAAUAUGCAAAUGUAUAAAUAUCAAUAUGGGAGUUUUCAUGUUUUUUGGUUCCUCGAAUGAAAUGUUUUAAUCUGUUUGUAUUUUGCGGCUGUGACGGAACGUCAACCUUAUUUUUUUUGUUGUUUUAAUAUUCGUCAAAUGCUUGUAUUUAUCAAAACCGUUUGCUACACAACAUUUUGCAGUUAUAAAUAAUUUGCAAUACAAA